Cadophora gregata is the source of this 1464-nucleotide messenger RNA. RefSeq lists its product as uncharacterized. The transcript has a single exon. The coding region runs from base 1 to 1464 and encodes 487 amino acids. The record is from RefSeq and is a predicted model, not a curated record. NCBI's taxonomy places the organism in Eukaryota, Fungi, Ascomycota, Leotiomycetes, Helotiales, Ploettnerulaceae.
AUGUCCCCCCAACAUUGUACAUGGUGCAACAACUUGCUACCAGCACCAGGCGUCAAUAACGACAACAGUCCAAAUGCUUCACUUACCGGAAAACAACUUGCUUCUUCCCCUUGCCAAACAUGCAAAUCAGCGACCUACUGCUCGGCUCCCUGUUCAUCCAGCGACAUCCUCCACCACACCCUCUGCUCCAACUACGCCACCUUCAUGGCCUCCACACCCCGCCCAUCACCCUCACACAAACUGGCUGUCUUGCUCCCCUCCGACCUCGAAACCCCACGAUUCAUAUGGAUCAACACAAGACUCCAUAGACAGAAGUGGGAGAGUGCACUAUUCGAAGACCAUCUUGGUCCAGAUCAGCCUAAUGCACAAUCGAUUUGCACCACCGAGGACGUGACCAGGUCAACUUCAGCCUCAUGCACCAAGGAACAACUCUCAAACUCAGGUUCAACCAUGCCCAAGUGUACAUCGACACUUGUCGUAGAUAUCAGAUCUUCCUACGCCGAAGACGGAUCCUUGCAGAACUACUGCAUCGAAAAACUGAUUCCGACAGAGCUCGCUCAGCAAUGGCGAGGUCCAGUGGUCAUCAGUCUCAAGACCGGCGCGUCCAUCACCUCCCCCGCCGCCACAGCAGGAGUAGGCCAACCCAAGCCACCUUUCUACUCGGAUUUCAAACUCAGCGAUCUCAACAAGCUGCAAAGCUUCCUGCAAGCGUAUCAACUCCCUGGAAAAGAUACAGUCCAAGGCGUCCGACUCCACUACCAAGGCGAAGCAUUACCCUUCAAGAAGCCAGCCCUCUCGGUUGCACUUAUCCCCCAGGAUCACGCUAUGUUUAACAACAGCGUAAACAACAAUAACAACAACAACAACAGCCUCGGUGACAGUCCAAGUACAGAAAUAGAUACAGAAACCAUCAUUCCGAUCUCCAGAUCUUUAGGAAUUCCAAUCCUCAUCCACCGCGCCGGGAAAGCCUCUUACAAUUCCCCUUACAGUUCCACUUACAUUUCCAACUACCAAAACCAAAGCCAAGACCAGCAGCUCACCACCUCCCCUCAAAAGCAAACCACCAUCCACAGCGGCAACCACUUCAACCAUAACCCUUCUCUCACCCACCUCACCCUCGACACCAUCCCCCGCAGCCCAACAUGGGGGUCGUCCACCUCUUCCUCUUCCUGCUCCCCCACAGGAACAGUCCUCCUCGCCCGCCUCGACAAAAAACCUCUAACCCCGCGCCAAGUGGAAGCCCUUGUAUGCUAUUGUAAAGAUGUACUUUACAACGCGAUUGACAAGGUAAAGCGAGAAGAAGAGCGGAUGGCGGGGAAGGGUGAAAAGAGCUUGAAAUUGAGAGAGCAAAUGUCAGCGAGACUGGUGAACAAAAAGAGUUUUGAGAGGUAUUUUGAGAUAUUGAAGGAGGUGAAGGGCGUGGUUGAUGGGGAGUGGUGGGAGGAGAAGUCGUUGUUUGAUUAG